Paracoccidioides brasiliensis Pb18 is the source of this 396-nucleotide messenger RNA. RefSeq lists its product as uncharacterized. The record is from RefSeq and is a predicted model, not a curated record. The transcript has 2 exons. The coding region runs from base 1 to 396 and encodes 131 amino acids.
AUGGACCUACCUAGAUCUUUGGCUCGGAGUGCUCGUGAAAGGCUGACACCAAUCCCAGAGGAAGAUCCAUCGCAGGGUUCACUGAAGAACCAGGAAAGAAAAGGGGAAAGGAAAAUAAAAAUAACGGCGGGUGAGUUAACCAGAUAUGCCAUGCUGACAAUGGAAGGAUACAUUGAAAAAUCAGGUGAAAAAACUGGCGGGGCAACUACCGAAAAGGAACCAAGGCCUAGGUUUCGCAAUGUGGCACCAAUAAGGAUAGAGGCUGGAUUAGAGGCAAUUCCGUUCGAGGGAAGAAUUGAGUACUGGGUUAGAGAGGAACGACAGAAAAGGAAUUGGGAGCAAGACCAAAUGACAGGAGUCGACGACGAUAAUAAACGGUUCAAGCAUCGCGCAUGA